AUGGACAUCAAAGGCCAGUGCUGGACAGAUGAGGAGUCAGACGGGGAGAAUGAGUCCGAGCAGUUUCUCUAUGGCAUUCAGGGUAGCUGUGCUGCUGACCUCUACCGUCACCCUCAGUUAGACGCAGAUAUCGAGGCAGUGAAAGACAUUUACACUGAGGGCGCCAUCUCUGUCAGGGAAUAUGGGACAAUAGAUGACGUCGACAUAGACCUCCACAUAAACAUCAGCUUUCUCGACGAGGAGGUUGCAACAGCGUGGAAAGUCAUCAGAACAGAACCUAUUAUUUUAAGACUGCGUUUUUCUCUCUCACAGUACCUUGAUGGACCCGAGCCAUCCGUAGAGGUAUUUCAGCCUUCUAACAAAGAUGGAUUUAGCCUUGGCCUACAGCUAAAAAAAAUCCUGAGCACAUUCACUUCUCAGCAGUGGAAACAUCUCAGUAAUGAAUUUCUUAAGGCUCAACAGGAAAAGAGACACAGCUGGUUCAAAGCUGGAGGAACCAUCAAGAAGUUCCGAGCUGGGCUAAGCAUCUUCUCACCCAUACCAAAGUCUCCAAGUUUCCCUCUAAUACAAGACACCGUUCUAAAAGGAAAACUUAGUGUUCCUGAACUGAGAAUGACCCGGCUGAUGAACCGAUCCAUCUCCUGCACAAUGAAGAAUCCUAAAGGAGAGCUGUUUAGUUACCCACCCAGUACUCAGACUGUGGCUGUCCCAGCGGCCAGGGCCCCUGCGCAGAUUACCACGAGGCAGCUGAUUGAAUUGUUUUUCUCGUCCCAGGCGGGAGGGCACUGCAAGAAUAUCCCUACACUGGAGUAUGGAUUCCUAGUGCAGAUAAUGAAGUACUCGGAGCAAAGGAUCCCCACUCUCAACGAGUACUGUGUGGUCUGUGAUGAGCAGCAUGUCUUUCAAAAUGGGUCAAUGUUAAAGCCUGCAGUGUGCACGAGAGAGUUGUGUGUCUUCUCUUUCUACACUUUGGGUGUGAUGUCAGGGGCAGCAGAGGAAGUAGCCACUGGAGCUGAGGUGGUGGACCUUCUAGUGGCCAUGUGUCGAGCAGCUCUUGAGUCGCCUCGAAAGAGCAUCAUCUUCGAGCCCUACCCUUCUGUAGUUGAUCCCAAUGACCCAAAAACGUUGGCCUUCAAUCCUAAGAAGAAGAAUUAUGAGAGGCUUCAAAAAGCAUUAGACAGUGUUAUGUCUAUCCGCGAGAUGACACAGGGUUCUUAUCUAGAAAUUAAAAAGCAGAUGGACAAACUGGACCCGCUUGCCCAUCCCUUGCUACAAUGGAUUAUUUCAAGCAACAGGUCACAUAUUGUCAAGCUACCUCUGAGCAGGCAACUGAAGUUCAUGCACACUUCUCACCAGUUCCUGCUUCUGAGCAGCCCACCAGCCAAGGAGGCCCGGUUCCGCACCGCAAAGAAGCUCUACGGCAGCACCUUUGCCUUUCAUGGCUCUCACAUAGAGAAUUGGCACUCGGUUCUGAGAAAUGGCCUCGUCAAUGCCUCCUAUACUAAACUACAGCUGCAUGGGGCAGCUUAUGGAAAGGGCAUCUAUCUAAGCCCCAUCUCCAGCAUAUCUUUUGGAUACUCAGGGAUGGGGAAAGGACAACACCGCAUGCCCACCAAAGAUGAGCUAGUGCAGCGAUACAACCGGAUGAACACCAUUCCACAGAGUCGCCCAAUACAAUCAAGAUUUCUUCAAAGUCGAAAUCUAAAUUGCAUUGCUCUAUGUGAAGUAAUAACGUCUAAAGACCUUCAGAAACACGGAAACAUCUGGGUGUGUCCUGUGUCCGACCACGUGUGCACUCGGUUCUUUUUUGUGUAUGAGGACGGACAGGUUGGAGACGCCAAUAUCAACACCCAAGAGCCUAAGGUGCAGAAAGAGAUUAUGCGUGUAAUUGGAACGCAGAUCUACUCCAGUUAA
Molecule: messenger RNA, 1914 nt
Organism: Knipowitschia caucasica
Lineage: Eukaryota; Metazoa; Chordata; Actinopteri; Gobiiformes; Gobiidae
Source: the annotation of a GenBank genome assembly